Messenger RNA from Spodoptera exigua (beet armyworm), 671 nucleotides. The record is from the annotation of a GenBank genome assembly. NCBI's taxonomy places the organism in Eukaryota, Metazoa, Arthropoda, Insecta, Lepidoptera, Noctuidae.
ACCGCAGUUGCGUCUGCGCAGCCCAGCUUCAGACAUGUCGCCGACUAUCACAUUAAUUUUCACAGUGUUUGUGCUUUACGCGUCCGCGGACGCUAUGGCACACCACUCGCAUGACAAGAGUGAGAGACGAGAGAAACAGGAGAAACACCCAACUUGCCAGGAGUUCACCCAGGGCCUCUCCUUUAACGACAGCAGCGCCAUCGGAUCCUGGCACCUUCUGCACAUGAGGAUGGAAAAUUCUAAUGGAGGCGUUGACACUCACUGUGUUAGCUUCACCGCUGUUAGUGAUCAGGAACGCAAAGACCUGAAAGAAUUGAUUGGCAAAUUUGUUGAGAAUCUAAAAUGGGAGAACCUCGUUCUGAAGAUGCAGAUUCCAUGUGCAAGUCCUGGCUUCAAUAAAAGUCGCGACUAUUACCUGGAGAAGCUUGAGGGUGACGGAUCGUACAGGACUCUGCAAAUGCCUCCAUCUUCUGCGAAACUAGAUCUAGCAGACUUCCACCGCUAUCCAAUGCGGCUGAAGGUUAUUGAAGGACAAUACCUCGGUAUGAUGGACUGCCACGAGAAGUUCGUCUUCAUCCUGGGCCCCCAACCACCUGAAGGCAAGGAAAUCGACGAGAAACUCAAGAAAAUGAUCGAUUUCUACUGGCCUGAAGAAACGGCCUAAAGAAAUA